AUGUUGGUUGUGAACAUGGGACCAGAAGAAUCCUUCCAUUCCUCCACCAGUAAGAUGCUCAGGGGUGCACUAUGGGCACUGAUGCUAGGGGUAUCAGUGGUCAUUUAUGGCUCCCAUGCUCCUCUGAUAUCUUUGUGCAGAAUUGAUGGACGAAUCCCCUUCAGUUCCUCUUCUGUUGUCCUCCUCAUUGAAUUUUUCAAGUUGAUGAUGUCGGUGGUGAUGCUUCUGCUCUGGGAUUGGAGAACUGUGCAGCUACAAGUCUCGUGGCGACUGGCCAUUCCUUAUGCUUUGCCUGCUAUCCUGUAUGGUGCCAAUAACAAUUUAGUGGUUCACAUGCAGCACUUUAUGGACCCAAGCAGCUUCCAAGUAUUGAGUAACUUGAAGAUUGUCAGCACUGCUGUAAUGUACAGCAUCUUCUUACGCCAGAAUCUCUCCAUCCGAAAGUGGCUUGCCUUGUCCUUAUUGACAGUGGCUGGUGUAUUUUAUAGCUAUGGUGGCAUUCAGGAUCUCGAGGAACAAUCUGCUGUAACACAUCUUUAUAUCAGUCUGCAAGGCCUCCUCCUGAUGGUGAUCUACUGCUUGAUUUCUGGACUGUCUGCAGUUUAUACUGAGGCGACGCUUAAGACUCAGAAAAUCCCACUGAACCUCCAGAACAUUUACUUGUAUUCUUUUGGUAUCAUUGUCAACUUCCUGGUCCAUUUGACAGGAAGUCACAGCAGUGGUUUUCUGGAUGGGUUCUCCACUUGGGUUUUAGUUAUCAUUAUAAGCCAAGGACUCAAUGGCUUGAUAAUGUCUGCCGUAAUGAAACACAGCAGUAACCUCACCAGACUGUUCAUCAUUUCCUUCUCCAUGCUUGUAAAUGGACUUUUGUCAUACUUGCUGUUCCAGCUCCAGCUGACGUUCCUUUUCAUUUUUGCAGUUCUUCUCAUUGGCUUAGCUGUCUAUUUGUUCUAUGGCAUCAAAUGAAUGUGUCAUUUUAUCAUAAAUUUGGCAUUUACCUUUGAAUUAUCACUUACUCUUAGGCCUCAUUCAAACAUCAAUGACCUCAUCGCAGAUCUUACUGUGACCAAAGGUCUAGUGAUCUAAACUUACACAUCAAUGCACCCACAGUAUGGACAUCUGAAUAAAGCCUUAUUCUGCUU
Molecule: messenger RNA, 1142 nt
Organism: Bufo gargarizans (Asiatic toad)
Lineage: Eukaryota; Metazoa; Chordata; Amphibia; Anura; Bufonidae
Product: probable UDP-sugar transporter protein SLC35A4
Exons: 1
Coding region: 1-966 (321 amino acids)
Biological process (GO): pyrimidine nucleotide-sugar transmembrane transport
Cellular component (GO): Golgi membrane
Molecular function (GO): pyrimidine nucleotide-sugar transmembrane transporter activity
Source: RefSeq, a predicted model, not a curated record